GAACGCAUACCGCAUGUCCUCUCUCCUGUGUUGCUCGCCUCCCCAACUCCCCGUCGCGCUUUCUCCUAGUGAGGCUACUGGGUGACCGCCGCCUCUGCCGCCCUACGCCAGGUUCCAGGUCUUCGUCACUCCCUUUCAUUAUCUUCGUCGUCUCAUUCGCCGGCGACGAGCACCCACCAGAAAUCAUAGCUGCUUUGGGUAUGGAGGCGCUGUUUGGGAGCAAUAACCAUGGCGGCCACAAGGCCGCUGAUUUGGCCUCGCUUAUAAUUACCCAGGUUGCCUUGGAGGUGCCAAGGUUACUUGGGCUCCUUGCCAUGAUUCUGCAUAAUGAAAUCUUUACAUCUGGUGGAGACCAGAAUUUGAUUACUAGGAUUCUGGGCAAAAGCGAAGAUGAAACUAAUCCUGAGAACAAAGAUGAUGGAGAGUCCGAUGAUGAUAAUGAUGAUGAAGGAGACGAUGAUGAUGCUGAAAACGAGGAGGAAGAUGAUGGUGGUGAUGAGGGAUCAGAUGACAAUGAGAAUGAGGAAGAUGACGAUGGAGAUGAUGAUGAUCCUGCAGCCAAUGGCGAAGGGGGAAGCGAUGACGACGAAGAUGAUGGUGGAGAGGAUGAAGAGGAUGAUGACGACGACGACGAUGAUGGGGACGAUGGCAAUGAGGAAGAGGAGGAAGAAUCUGAAGAGGAUGAUGAUGAUGAUGAAGUCCCCCAACCACCUACUAAAAAGAGGAAAUGAUCAACGGCUGCGACGAGUGGUUGCUUACACGCAGGAAUGCUGCCUGUUCGUCCCUGCGCAGCAGUUUACUGUUUAGUGGGUAGAGUUUUUUAGCUUGGUCGUGGACAAUUCAUAGCCUAGUUUGGAAACAAAAAAGAAACAUUUAAUUGUGCAUGUACUAUUAAACCAUUCCUUUAAUCAUGUAUCUCAGAUUGCUAUCAUGGUUUCUAAAUUGUGUUUGCCUAAGUUUUGUAUUGCAAUUUAACAAUGUUCUUGUGCAACCUGAUGGUCGUGGUACGU
This is a messenger RNA of Zea mays, 1010 nucleotides long. Its product is annotated as nucleolin. Bases 201 to 731 code for a protein of 176 amino acids. The record is from RefSeq and is marked provisional. The transcript has 4 exons. Lineage: Eukaryota; Viridiplantae; Streptophyta; Magnoliopsida; Poales; Poaceae.